CGGAACAGAACAGAGCCAAGUACAUCAACAACAAAAAUGUUUCUAAAAACUUGCCUGCUGCUGCUGCUCUGCGGCGUCAUCGCUCUGUCCGCCCAUGACUACGAGGGCUACAAGAUUUAUGACAUCAAGGCGGGCAACAGUUUCAAGAAGGAGCUGCUGCUGCAUAUCGCCAAAAAUACGGAGUAUGACUUCUUCAAUAUGCCACGCGCCUUGGAUGCUGCCACACGCGUCAUGGUGCAGCCCAAGGAUCAGGCGGGCUUUGAGCUGCUGCUGAACGGUUUCGCAUUGGAGUACACGGUGGUGGAGGAGAACUUGGGCAGCACGUUGCAAAAGGCGCAGCUGGAGAACCAGAGCCAGCGCCUCGUGGCCCAGCGUAACGCGGUGCGAAGCAUCAGCUUCACGGCGUUCCAUCGUCACGCGGAGAUCAAUGCCUAUCUGGAUGAGCUGGCCAAGGCCUAUCCCAGCCGUGUAACUGUGCAGGUUGCUGGCAAAUCCUAUGAGGACCGCGACUUGAAGACCAUCACCAUCUCCAACGGCGAUGGCAAGAGCGGCAAGAAUGUGAUCUUCCUGGAUGCGGGCAUACAUGCACGCGAGUGGAUUGCGCCAGCGGGCGCACUCUAUGUCAUCUAUCAGCUGGUGGAGAACUUUGCGUCCAAUGCCGAUCUGUUGAAGGACUACGAUUGGGUCAUUUUGCCCGUGGUCAAUCCCGAUGGCUAUGAGCACACGCACACCAGCUCGCGCAUGUGGCGCAAGACGCGCAAGCCGACGGGCAGCUCCUGCUAUGGCACCGAUGCCAAUCGCAACUUUGACUUCCACUGGGGUGAGGUGGGCGCCUCCACCGACUCCUGCGAUGAUAUCUUCAGGGGCACGAUAGCUUUCUCCGAGCCCGAAACGCAAAUCCUGCGCGACUUGAUGCUCGGCUUUUUGGGCCGUGGCAUGUUCUAUCUGACGCUGCACUCGUACGGCAAAUACCUGCUCUAUCCAUGGGGCUGGACGUCCGAUUUGCCCAGUGACUGGCGUGCCCACGAUGAGGUGGCCCAAGCGGGUGCCGCUGCCAUUAAGGAAUCAACCGGCACCAAAUACACUGUCGGCAGCUUCACGAAUGUGCUCUAUGCCGCCGCCGGUAGCAGCGAUGAUUACGCAUUCGGUGUGGGCAGGUUCCCCGUCUCCAUUACCAUGGAACUGCCCGCUGGCGGCAGUGGCUUCGAUCCCACCACUGCCCAAAUUCUGCCAUAUGUCAGCGAGACCUGGACUGGCAUUCGUGCCAUGGCCCAAAAGGUCAUUGAAAAAUAUUAAAGCAAAAAUAAACAACAAUAUUUUAUACACGAAACAACAUGUGUGUGUGCAUGUGUGUGAGUGUCUAGCGUCCCACUUCCGUUGCCCACGAUAAGUGCCACCCAUGGAGUAUUCCUAGGGUUUUCCAAUUUAUUAAACAUUAAUUAUGUAGGGCUUUAGUUGAGUGGAUACUUUUCAAUCCCCUUACGGGCCAUGGCCUCGAUGCCCACCCAGGUUUCCUUAACAAGCCUAUCAAUAUCUGACGCAGGUGGAUCAAAAUAGUUGGCCCCACCGGCUGGCAGCUCCAUAGUUAAUGAUAUGGGAAAUCUCGCAUUGAAUGCAUAAUCAUCGCUAGCCAUGCCCAGGUCGAAUUUGACAAAUGAUCAUCUUUGUAAUUAACACAUAUGUAGAUGGUAGGUGCAAAGUAUAAUAGCCCGUUUCCAGGUCUAAUUUCAUAUAUUCUUAUUUAUCGUUAAUAAUCAUGUAAUAAUUCAGAUGUACUAAUGUUUAGUAGGCUAUGCCCAGGUGUAAUUUGGCUUUACAUAUAUUCUUGUUUCUAUAUAUAAUAAAUAUUUAUAUAAAUGA
Molecule: messenger RNA, 1860 nt
Organism: Drosophila montana
Lineage: Eukaryota; Metazoa; Arthropoda; Insecta; Diptera; Drosophilidae
Product: carboxypeptidase B1
Exons: 3
Coding region: 37-1296 (419 amino acids)
Biological process (GO): proteolysis
Molecular function (GO): zinc ion binding; metallocarboxypeptidase activity
Source: RefSeq, a predicted model, not a curated record